AUGAGCCGUACCGUCGUCCUUGUUGUGGUGGCAGCCCUGCUGAGCGAGACGUGGGGAGUCCCCUUGUCUUCUGGGUCAUCGCCGAGAGCUGCCAAUCACUUCCCAGACGGUUUCUAUUUGGGCGCUGCUACAGCAGCCUACCAGGUAGAAGGGGGCUGGAACGAGGGCGGCAAGGGGGAGAGCAUCUGGGACCACACGCUGCACGCACAGCCCAACCUGACAGCAGAUGGUCAGAACGGCGACGUGGCGGCCGACUCGUACCACAAGUACAAGGAGGACGUGCAGCUGCUCGUCGGACUCAAUGCCAACGUGUACCGUUUCUCCCUGAGCUGGCCUCGAAUCCUGCCGACUGGGGACACGGACAACAUCAACCAGGCCGGCAUCGACUACUACAACAGCCUCAUCAACGAGCUGCUGGCCAAUGGGAUCCAGCCGAUGGUGACGCUGUACCACUGGGACCUUCCCCAGGAGCUGCAGAAACUGGGAGGCUGGCCUAACGCCGUCAUCGCCGAUUACUUCGUCGAGUACGCUCGCAUUGCCUUCGAGAACUUCGGAGACAGGGUGAAGCUGUGGCUGACCUUCAACGAGCCGGACAUGUUCUCCAACGGCUACUCGUCGGCCACGGCGCUGGCGCCGGGCGCCGACUCGCCGGGCGUCGCCGACUACCUGCUGGCCAAGGCGGUGCUGCUGGCGCAUGCGCGAGUCUACCGACUCUACGACCAGAGGUUCCGCCCGACGCAGAGGGGCAGAGUGGGCAUCACUCUCAACAUCGACUGGUACGAGCCGCUGACGAGCAGCGCUGAUGACGCCGAGGCGUCGGACCGCCAGCUGCAGUUUGAGUGUGGCUUGUGGGCCCACCCCAUCUUCUCGAGGGAGGGCGACUUCCCAGAGGUGGUGAAGCUGAGGGUGGCGGCCAACAGCAGGAAGGAGGGGCGCACGAGGUCACGCCUGCCGACGCUCUCCCCAGCGGAGGUCAACCUGAUCAGGGGCACUGCCGACUUUUUCGGGAUUAACCACUACUCUUCCUCGCUGGUGACGUCCGGCAGCAGCGGCUCCGAACCCUCCAAGACUUACGACUCUGGUGUCGUCACUUCCAUGUUCGAGGGAUACCCCACCAGCUUCUGGAUAUCGGACAUACCGUGGGGUCUGCGUAAGCUGCUCAACUGGCUGCACAAAUCAUACCCCGGGUAUCCGUUCUUCAUCACCGAGAACGGAUGGUCCGACCCGCCCGGCGUUCUGAACGACACGGCACGCAUCCACUACUACAGGGGAUACCUCUCCGCCCUCCUAAGAUCCAUCAACGAUGACGGCGUCCCAGUGAUUGGCUACACUGCCUGGAGCCUGCUGGACAAUCUGGAGUGGAUGAAUGGAUACACGAUCAAGUUCGGCCUGUACUCCGUGGACUACGAUGAUCCAGAGCGGCCCAGAACUGCGAAGGCCUCGGUGCCGGUGAUGGCGCAGAUCUACAAGGAGAGGGCGGUCCCUCUGGAGGACUUCGAGAACGCCGACACGACGCCACCCUCGUAA
This is a messenger RNA of Schistocerca cancellata (South American locust), 1527 nucleotides long. Its product is annotated as myrosinase 1-like. The record is from RefSeq and is a predicted model, not a curated record. Gene Ontology annotation, molecular function: beta-glucosidase activity. Gene Ontology annotation, biological process: carbohydrate metabolic process. The coding region runs from base 1 to 1527 and encodes 508 amino acids. Lineage: Eukaryota; Metazoa; Arthropoda; Insecta; Orthoptera; Acrididae. The transcript has 11 exons.